AUGGAAAUACUUGUGAGCGUACUCGAGUCCUCAGAAGUCGACUUGGGUACACUCUUUGUUUGUUCAUUAACAUGCAGGGGACUUUGCAAGAUUGCCGUACCAAUACUAUACAAACAACCGUUCGAUCUCUGCCAAGAGUCGUCGUGUUUCAAGCUGAUAUCGAUAUAUCUGCCCUAUCUCCCUGAAUACGAUUGUCAAUCUCCAAAAGUAUAUGAACUUCCAUUAUUUGACUAUCCGUCCUAUCUUCAAUCGCUAUCGUGUGGUAAACUUUGGAAUGCAAUUAGAGCUUACAAUCAGGGAAGGGAAGGAAUGCCACAUCUACUGGAUGUCAAACCGCUUCGUUUUUUACACAUGCUGCUGGCAAAUGCAAGACAACUAUCGCAUCUCGGCCUUGAAAACUGGGCUUGUUUUCAAACAACAUCAGCGUUUCAUACAUUAUAUGUAGCCUCUCAAUGUCAGCGUCAUCUCAAAUCUUUGGAAAUAGUUGUGGACGGACUUUAUUUCCCUGACACUCUGUAUGCUCCAAUUAGUCUGGAGUCUCGUAUUGCUGUUCUCAUCAAGGCUCAGAAAGAAUUAAAAGUGUUUACAUUUGAUGGACAAUUAUUCAGGCAUGGGAGCGAAAUAAUGAACGCUUUGCUGACGCAGAAGAAUACGCUGCAAGAGUUGAGAAUUUAUUGCAAACAUCUUGAAAGAUUUGAUUUUGUUUCAUGGCUCAAGGCUAUCCCUAUGCUGAGGGUAUUUAAACUUCGUGCGACGACAUCAGAGAGUCGUGAACUUAUGAUUUAUUUGAAUCAGAGGCGAAUGGAAGUAGGAUCGAAUUUCAGUUUCACAGUACAUGAGACAGUAUCCUUCCCCGAUUGA
Messenger RNA from Paraglomus occultum, 861 nucleotides. The record is from the annotation of a GenBank genome assembly. NCBI's taxonomy places the organism in Eukaryota, Fungi, Glomeromycota, Glomeromycetes, Paraglomerales, Paraglomeraceae.